GCGACAGAAAGAGGAGCGCAUUCAUCCAAUUCCAAAUCCCUUCCUUUCUAUUCAUUCCCUCCCUCCCUCCCUCCCUCGCAAACUAGCUGUAACUGUCCAACGCGCUUCCCUCUGAAGGAAAGAUAGAAACUUUAGUUAUCAAAGUUGUGAGUUUUCGUCAAUUAUCUCCGAUCGAUCGAAGCAAAGGUUUUUAGCGGAGUCGCAUUCUGUCAGGGGGCAUUUUGAGUUUUUGCAUUCGCAGUCUCAGGUUUGCUGUUAUCUUUUUCAAGAAUCGAUACAUAAAACGUUGUUUGUAUUCAUCGCUCAGUUUGCCUUGGUUUCAAGGAUGUUAUUUCGAAAAGCGGGUCGUUUUUCUUCGCUGCUGUGGCCUUGGCGUCCGAUUUUCGCUCAUUGCGGCCUUGGAGUUUUUGGGUUUUCUUGUUUAGGGUUUCGUGAUUGUGGAUGAAUUUUGUCGUAUUGUUCUUGGAAUAUCCGUGAUGAUUCUGCAGAGAUGACCGACUAGAUUAUCUGGAGUUCUCCUCAAAGAUUGGGGAAAUUAGGGUUUCUGAGUGAUGGGUUUGAAUAGUGGUUCUCAUCAAGUGCUUACUUUUCAGAAUGCUUUUUGGCCAUUUUAUCUGGUCCUCUUAUUGUUUUAUGGGCCGGUAUUUAGUUCUUAGAUUUUGGCGUCUGAUUUAGCUGUUAUUUGGAAUUUUUGGUGCUGCUACGAUUCAAUUCUCUUCCACUCUGCUCGGUUGAUUUAGUGAUCAGAGGGGAAAAUUAGGAUUGGAUUGCUUUAGCUUAAGAUUUUCUACAGCUAUGUGGUAUUUUUUGUUUGUGCUUCUGCUAUGGAGUCUGCCUGCAACCUGGAUAGUUUUGGGAUAUCCGAGAUCAAAGAUCAGUGGUUUGGGGUUUUAGUUGGUCUAUUGCAUCGGAUUGUUGCGGCAGGUUCUUUGCCAGAAAGCACAAGUUUUUUUCUUUUAAAUGUUCCAAAGAGUUCUUUUUGCCUUUUUGAGUAAUUGUGGUUUCUGCAAAUUCUUUGCAUUAGUAUCAUGGAAAUCAAGACAGAGAGCAGGCCCAUUGAGAAGCCAAGAAAAAUGGUCUUUAAUCGUUCUGGAAGCCUGCCCUAUGGCAACAAUCAAGUCUGUGGUUUUUGGCUUGCUGGGAAGUGCACUAGGAACCCCUGCAGGUUUCGCCAUGUAGAUUCACUGAAACCACGACAAGACCAGCCCCCACAACGACAAACACAACCAAAGCGACCCCCUCGGACAUCAUCCAAUGGUCAAAGAGGCAAUAAGUUUAGAUCCACUUGGAGGAAUCCCGACCUCUCCAACCCUAAGAUUUUAGCAGUUUCAUCCACAGAAGGUGUGGGUGCUGAAGGUAAAAUGGUUCACGUGACAAAGAAUGAGGUUUUGACCUCCAGAAGAGCUUGUUCUGUUGGUGGAAGUUGUCAGAAAUCCCAGAAAAAACUAUGCCCAUAUUGGGUCAGUGGUAAUUGCGUUGAUGGUGAAAAAUGCAAGGAUUUGCAUUCAUUAUUCUCAGGCUCUGGGUUCUCACCGUUGACAAAGUUACAGAAGCACAGUAAGGCUGUUACUGGCAUAGCUCUUCCUUCUGGGUCAGACAAGCUCUUUUCCAGCAGUAAGGAUAAUUCUGUCUGUGUUUGGGAUUGCCACACUGGUCAGUGUGUUGUGACUGCUGAACUCGGUGGUGAAAUUGGAUGCUUGAUAAGUGAAGGCCCAUGGGUAUUUGCAGGUUUGCAAAAUGCUGUACAGGCAUGGAACAUCGAAAGUCGGACUGAGCUUGUCCUUAGUGGACCAAAUGGCCUAGUUCAUGCCAUGGAUGUGGGUGAAGAUAUGCUUUUUGGCGGAGUGCAGGAUGGUUCCAUAUUGGUGUGGAAGUCCACAUCAGUGUCCUGUUCCCCUGAACCGGUGGCUUUUUUAAUGGGCCACAGAUUUGCUGUGCUCUCGCUUGUUGUGGGAGCUAAUUGCCUCUACUCAGGUUCCGAGGAUGAAAGCAUAAGAGUGUGGGACCUGAAAACUUUGCAGUGUCUGCAAAUAUUAAAUGGACAUAAGAAUUUUGUCACGUCUGUCCUUUGCUGGGACAAGUUUUUGCUGUCUGGUUCAUUGGACAACAGAUUGAAGGUCUGGGCAGCAAAUGAAAUUGGAGACUUGGAAGUAGUCAAUGAAGUGGAAGAAGACAAUGGUAUACUUGCUCUCUGUGGAAUAGAAGAUUCACAGUCCAAGCACAUCCUGCUUGUUUCAUGCAAAGACAAUACCGUUCGCCUAUACGACCUGCCAUCUUUUGCUGAGAGAGGCAGAAUAUAUGCACAGGAAGAGGUCCAGACAAUUGCAGUUGGUUGUGGCCCCCUGUUCUUCACCGGUGGUGCUGCAGGGGAGCUGUCUGUUUGGAAACUGCAUGGAGAUGCAAGCGGAAGUGUUGGAUGUUCAUGAGAGCCCAUAGGUGGUUGGCUUUCUUUUUUGGGGAUUAAAAUUAUUGUCGCAUAUAUGGGAUUUUAGUUUGUUUACUGUAUCAUUUGCCAAGGUUGUCUAACAGUCUUGUAACGAAAUAGCGAACAAAUCAGGCUUUCUUUUUGUGUGGGAGGCAUCCCAAUUUGUGAUCUCACGUGUAAGGUACUUUCGGGAAAGGGGGAAUAUUCACAUUUCACUAUCAGAAUCUAUUUUUUUCGUUACUUGCAUUCGCAGAAUCUAUUUUAUCAUAUAAUCUUCAUAGAAAAAUGAUAGUGAAAGUGUAAUUAACAAAGAUGGAAGUGCAAAUGACAUAUCCAAGUGUAUUAUUUUCCUUGCAAAAGUAUUACGUACAUUGAAGUAUUAGAGAUGUCCAAGUGUAUCUCGUCUUAGAUUAAGAAGACAUUUACCAUAUGCUUCAGUUUUUACCGUGCAAAAAUAACUGUUGCUUUUCCAAUAAGGCCUGCUGGGCAUUCAUAUCCCCUGACUAAAUUAGUACAGUUUCUAGGAGUUUUCUGUUUCAAAGUUAUUGACAAAAGGUCUGCUUGAAACUUUUGACAGAUUCAACCCACCUCCUAUUCAAAGUUGAACUCCAGUAUCCAUAGAAACUGGUCAAGAUAUAUACCUUUGCAGUUUCGUGAUCAAAUCCUAAACGAAAUUGUGCUAUUCGUAGCAAGCCAGCUGAUUCAGUUGAUUUUUGGCAGUUGGGUCCGUCCAGCAAGGAAAGUCAGGUCACGUUAUCGUAUCGUGGCCCCUAGGGAAACCGCCCAUGUCAAAUACUGACGUACGUUUCCAAACUGCACUCAAACUCUAAUCUUCAUUUGCUCCCCUUUUAAUCUUCUUCCGCCGACAACAAUCAAGAUGGCUUCCAUGGAAAAUACUCAAAAAAUGAAGCCCAGAAGAACUACUACAUCGAGAUCAACCAUACUAGCCCAUGCAGCCGCGUUGUCUUUUUCUGCUGUUCUUCUUGUGAUGAUCUUAUUCUUCAGCACCUUUUCUUUCAGCUUCAGAGAAUAUGAUCAUCAGCUUCUGGGGCCAGUCUGUGAUGAAAUCUACGUAGUUGCAGAGGGAGAAACGCUUCAUACCAUCAGUGACAAGUGUGGCGACCCUUUCAUCAUUGAGCAAAACCCUCAUAUUCAGGACCCUGAUGAUGUUUUCCCCGGACUCAUCAUUAAGAUCACUCCAGCAACAGCUUCUUCUACCGUGUAAUUCAUAAUCUGUUUCUUUUCCUUUCUAUUGUAUUUGUCAUGAUUAAGAUACAUGUUGAAAAAGUUUCAGCUGCCUCGAUCCUACAUAUUUACUUUGAAUUGGAUCCCAAGAGCUAGCUGUAUGUGUUACAUCAACGGUAUUGUUCAACCAUCGUCUUCUUGUAAAUGAGUGCCUUUUCAAGCUUUUGCUUUGCAGCAGUAUGUUACAGUUUCUGCUCUUAUUCGUCCUUUCUUCUGUACAUUUUAAACAAUUCUUUCCACAGGGUUAGGUAAACUCAUGUAUGUAAGUUGUUGACCUUGUCCUUUUAAUUUU
Molecule: messenger RNA, 3962 nt
Organism: Coffea arabica (coffee)
Lineage: Eukaryota; Viridiplantae; Streptophyta; Magnoliopsida; Gentianales; Rubiaceae
Source: RefSeq, a predicted model, not a curated record